Messenger RNA from Octopus sinensis (East Asian common octopus), 1007 nucleotides. Its product is annotated as transgelin-3. Gene Ontology annotation, molecular function: protein binding. The coding region runs from base 192 to 686 and encodes 164 amino acids. Lineage: Eukaryota; Metazoa; Mollusca; Cephalopoda; Octopoda; Octopodidae. The transcript is spliced from 6 exons. The record is from RefSeq and is a predicted model, not a curated record.
GGGUUGCCUUUAAAAGGUAUCCUAGAAUCGUUGUCAUGGAGAUGGAAGGAAGCUGGCAAGUUAUUAUAUAGGUAUCACCCCCAACCACAGACUGCCACUUCUUUACCAUAGGUGUGUGCACACGUUUGCCAUACUGACAAACAGGACUUUAAUCUUUCCCGUUGUUAAGUUAAGAAAGACUAACUAGAACCAUGUCGAGGGCAAAGAAAGCCGGUCUUGGGGCCGAAAUUGAACGCAAAAUGGAACAGAGAUACGACAAAGAAGAAGAAGCAGGCGUUCCAUCUGCCAUUGUUUCUUGGAUUAACGGUAUCUUUGAAGGUACCAAAAACCCUACCUGUCCCGGAUGCGCAAUGCAACAAAUCCAUGCUUACCUUCAAGAUGGAACUAACUUAUGCAGACUUAUCAACAAGUUGCUGGAAACUGAUGGCAAAUCUGCCAUAUCUUACGCCAAGAACGUGAAGUCCCCCUUCGCUGCCAUGGGAAACAUCGAGAACUUCUCGAAAGGUUGUGAAAGUUUUGGCCUCAAUAAGGAAGCUCUUUUCCAGAGCAAUGACUUAACUGAAGGCAAAAAAGGACCCUUCCUUAAUGUCAUCAACUGCCUUCACUCUUUAGGAUUUUUGGCCAAUUCCAAGAUGGUUCUUCCAGCCUACACUGGCCAGCAGACAAAAUACAUGGAAGAUGAUUAAACGUCAGCUCUCUAGUUUAGUUUCUCGGGAGCUUAAUCAAUAGCUGAAAUCCUUAGUGGAGAUACUGCUUCGUCGAAAACAUUCGCCAAGUUACCAUUAUACUCUUAUUUAAAGGCUCUCUUCACACAAACAUACACAUUGCAAUAGCCUCAAAUUGUCUUAUCUCUCUUAUUACAUAUUAAGGUAACUCCCAUAAUUAAUAGAAAUUGCAGAUACAACAUACACGUCUUUUUAUUUUCCUACACUUUCCAAAUAAUGAAGAAUAUUUUAACUCUGGCAAUCGAUGUCACUUAAAGCCUAUGAAAAUAAACUUACUUAAAA